CCAUAUCUAAUUGCUCCACUUUAGAAACCCUAAUUCGGCCGCAACCUUCCGUCUCGCUAUCCCUCUCUUCGCAGGUCGUUUAUUUUGGUCCAGGAUCUUCAGCAAUGGCACCUAAAGCUGACAGUAGCAAAAAGGCUGAUCCCAAAGCUCAAGCCUUGAAGACUGCCAAGGCAGUCAAGUCUGGUCCAACUUUCAAGAAGAAGGCCAAGAAGAUUAGAACAUCGGUCACAUUCCACAGGCCGAAGACAUUGAAGARGGAUAGGAAYCCCAAGUAUCCUCGGAUCAGUGCAACUCCGAGGAACAAGUUGGACCAAUACCAAAUUCUUAAAUAUCCACUGACCACCGAGUCUGCAAUGAAGAAGAUUGAGGAUAACAACACCCUUGUUUUUAUUGUCGAUAUUCGUGCUGACAAGAAAAAGAUUAAAAAUGCCGUGAAGAAGAUGUAUGAUAUUCAGACUAAGAAAGUGAACACUUUAAUCAGGCCAGAUGGAACAAAGAAGGCAUACGUUAGGUUAACCCCUGACUAUGAUGCCUUAGAUGUGGCGAACAAGAUCGGUAUCAUCUAAACUACAAAGCUUGGUGUCUUUCUUCUUAGGGGUGGAGCAUUUUCAUAUCAAUUGUUACAUGUUAAAAUUUUGGAGAGCAUCUUGUUGUAGGAUCCUAGUUUUAUUCUACCUUUUCUUUGAUAUGUAUUGGAAUUUGUUAGCUCAGAUAGACUGGGUUCACAAUACUUGGAAUAUGCACUCAAAUCAUUUUUGGCUUUUUAAAUUUAUGGCAUCCAACUGUGGGUCCUGAUUUCUAAUUUAUAAAGUUUUUGCUGAUUGCUUUCUGCUGAA
Momordica charantia (bitter melon) is the source of this 836-nucleotide messenger RNA. RefSeq names its product large ribosomal subunit protein uL23. NCBI's taxonomy places the organism in Eukaryota, Viridiplantae, Streptophyta, Magnoliopsida, Cucurbitales, Cucurbitaceae. Gene Ontology annotation, cellular component: ribosome. Gene Ontology annotation, biological process: translation. The record is from RefSeq and is a predicted model, not a curated record. Gene Ontology annotation, molecular function: rRNA binding; structural constituent of ribosome.